GAAGAUGGUGAACAUUCAGACUGAGCGAGCUCACCAAAAGCAGCCUACCGUCUUUCAAAACAAGAAGAGAGUGCUUCUGGGAGAAACUGGCACGGAGAAGCUCUCCCGUUACUACGAGAACAUCGGUCUAGGCCUCAAGACGCCCAAAGAGGCCAUCGAAGGCACCUACAUAGACAAGAAAUGCCCCUUCACUGGUAAUGUCUCCAUCCGAGGGCGAAUCCUGUCUGGUAUGGUCACCAAGAUGAAGAUGCAGAGGACCAUUGUCAUCCGCCGGGACUAUCUCCAUUACAUCCGCAAGUACAACCGGUUCGAGAAGCGCCACAAGAACAUGUCUGUGCAUCUGUGCCCUUGCUUCAGGGAUGUGCAGAUUGGUGACAUCCUGACAGUGGGUGAGUGCCGGCCUCUGAGCAAGACUGUGUUCAAAGUCACCAAGGCUGCUGGCACCAAGAAGCAGUUCCAGAAGUUCUGAGGCUGAAUGCCGGCUGACUCCCCAAACAAAAA
Messenger RNA from Jaculus jaculus (lesser Egyptian jerboa), 501 nucleotides. RefSeq names its product 40S ribosomal protein S11-like. The transcript has a single exon. NCBI's taxonomy places the organism in Eukaryota, Metazoa, Chordata, Mammalia, Rodentia, Dipodidae. The coding region runs from base 5 to 469 and encodes 154 amino acids. Gene Ontology annotation, biological process: translation. The record is from RefSeq and is a predicted model, not a curated record. Gene Ontology annotation, cellular component: ribosome; cytosolic small ribosomal subunit. Gene Ontology annotation, molecular function: structural constituent of ribosome.